Molecule: messenger RNA, 482 nt
Organism: Mytilinidion resinicola
Lineage: Eukaryota; Fungi; Ascomycota; Dothideomycetes; Mytilinidiales; Mytilinidiaceae
Exons: 1
Coding region: 121-375 (84 amino acids)
Source: RefSeq, a predicted model, not a curated record
ACUGCCGCUCGCUAUCUUGCUCCUGGAGACCGAUUGCUGUGCUGGUAGCGGUGGUAGGCUAGAGCUCAACUUCGAACUUGAUCCGUUGGAGCGGCGGGUAAUAGGGCUAUUGCGGCGCUGAUGGGACGGGGAGUCGCUAUCAGAGCACUGAUAAUGAAGAAGGGGUGGGUGAUGCGGCCCAACAGUUUGGGACUGAUAUCGGCAGGCGUGAAUUGCGGCGUAGCCAGGCGACCAGAAGGGGGAAAAGGGAUUCCGGCGGCUGAAGGGUGGAACUGGAAGACGGUCGCAUUAGCUCGGGCGCUUAUUUCUUGCUCUCGGCAGACCCCCAGGAGAUUUGCAUCUCUGAGGCUACCUUCUGCCACAUCUGGUCUUUAAAUCUAUAGACAAUGUUAGUUAGAGCUUAGAGACUUAAAGGGCGGUAGUUAAGAAUUAGGGCCUACCGAGCAUAGAGUCUCGCUAGCUUAUUUUUCUUCUUUUCGUCC